CGGAAGGACUAAAUUUUGUGAUUGGAGGGAGGGGAGAGAGAAAUGGUGAAAGAGAAUAAGGUUUUUGUGGCAAAUAGGCAAACGCCAAACCUCAAAUAACUGGUCAAACACCACAAGGAACGGUCUUUUGUAAUAAAAUAAAAAUAAAAACUCGCUAUCUGGGCGCGAAACGUGGAUUCAAUAUCACACAAUACAGUUACUAAACUUCAGGAAGAGAAACAGAAAUACAACCAACAAGGAUCAAAAUUAAUCAAAAGAAAAGAAAAAAUCAUGGCACAAGCACAGCCCCAAGGAAACAUUGAAGAAGAAGAACAAGAAUCCUCUAUUGCAAAAGAAUUGAAACAAUCAACAAUGUCAACAAAACUAAAUGAGAGUACUAUUACUAGUAGCAGCAGUAAUACUAAUAAUGGUGUUUCUUUCAAAUUCAAUGCACAAGCCCCUGAAUUUGUGCCAAGAUCACAUUCCUUUAAUCAGAAUCAGACCCAGAUUCCCAUUUCUGGUUAUUUUUACCCAUGCUUUCAUUACCUUGGUGCUGCAAGUGGAUCUGAUUGGUUCUUUGUUGGAGAUCAAGACCCUCAUAAUGCUGCUGCUACUUAUUUGAUUUCUAAUCCUAACCUUGCUUUUCCUAAUUCCUCUAACAAGACUACUCUUCUUACCGAUGAUCUUCGCCAAAAGAUCCUCAAACAGGUGGAGUAUCAGUUCGGUGACAUGAGUCUUCUUGCAAAUGAAUCCAUGUCAAAACACAUAAGUAAAGAUCCUGAAGGUUAUGUGCCGAUAUCUGUUAUUGCCUCCACAAAGAAAAUGAAGUCCCUUGUUAAUAACAAUCAUUUGCUUGCCCAAGCACUUCAGUCCUCUUCGAAACUCGUUGUAAGUGAAGAUAAUAAGAAGGUUAAACGUAAACUCCCUUUUACUGAGAAAGACAGAGAAGAACUGCAGUCUCGUACUGUUGUGGUGGAGAAUCUGCCUGAAGAUCAUUCUCAUCAAAACCUUGAGAAGAUAUUUAGUGUGGUUGGAAGUGUAAAAACCAUCAGAAUAUGCCAUCCCCAAGAAUCCAAUUCGUCGCGCACAAAAAGUGAUUUCUUCAUGAGCAACAAGCUACAUGCACUUGUGGAGUUUGAGGGCUCAGAAGCAGCGGAGAAAGCGGUUGAGAAUUUGAAUGAUGAAAGGAAUUGGAGAAAAGGACUUCGAGUCAGGGUACUGCUCAGAUGCUCACCAAAAUCUGUUUUGAGAAACAGAAAGUCAGAGUUUGAAGGUCUUUUGGAUGAUGAAGAUUUAGCACUUCCUGAAUCAAACGAGGAUUCUUCUCAGGUUAACAAUGUAGAAUCUGUCACAGAGAGUAACACGGAAGAAAAUUCAGGGUCAUCAAAGAAAGGAUGGGCAAAAGGUCGGGGCAAGGGUAGAGGACGUGGCCAAAGCCAUGGUGGGCGGGGCCUGCUUGCUCCUUCUCCACAAUCUGUUAGCUCUCCCCAAUGUGAAGCAUCUGCUAAACAUACAUCGAAGGGUCCACGAAUGCCUGACGGAACCAGGGGUUUCACCAUGGGUCGUGGCAAGCCACUAGGUACUCCAACUCUGGCCAGUUCAAUGGUGGAAUAAAUGGAUAUUUGGGCAUUGAUCAAUUAGUCAUUAUUAAGUUGGUCUAUUUUUUCUUAUGGAGUUAGAGAAGCAAGAAUUGGUUAUGGAGCCAAUAAAAUAUUUCGGCUAGUUAUAUUAUUCUUUUUAGGCAUUGCGGAUGUUCCUUAAUAACUUGAGGCUGUAUUGUAUAGUAUAGUGUGUCUUGUGACAACAGUUGUAGGUAUUAUAUUGUUCUUCUCGCUUGACAUUUUCUGGAGCUAUGUUGCUGUGGGCUGGAACUGAAUUCCCAGUAUUAUUGUAUCAACACUUUGAAUAAUGAAUUUUGAGGGAUGCAUCCCUUUCUGUA
Ricinus communis (castor bean) is the source of this 1918-nucleotide messenger RNA. RefSeq names its product la-related protein 6C. The coding region runs from base 271 to 1593 and encodes 440 amino acids. Gene Ontology annotation, cellular component: nucleus. The transcript has 10 exons. Gene Ontology annotation, molecular function: mRNA binding. NCBI's taxonomy places the organism in Eukaryota, Viridiplantae, Streptophyta, Magnoliopsida, Malpighiales, Euphorbiaceae. Gene Ontology annotation, biological process: RNA processing. The record is from RefSeq and is a predicted model, not a curated record.